Ornithodoros turicata is the source of this 1154-nucleotide messenger RNA. RefSeq lists its product as uncharacterized. Bases 73 to 432 code for a protein of 119 amino acids. The record is from RefSeq and is a predicted model, not a curated record. The transcript has 6 exons. NCBI's taxonomy places the organism in Eukaryota, Metazoa, Arthropoda, Arachnida, Ixodida, Argasidae.
UCCGUUAACAGUACGCUCAAUUUUCGUAGCCUCAGUACCGAAGCGAACGCAGCGUAGUUAGUAGUGCGUUCGAUGUUAUCUGGAAACUACGUUUCGCUGUGUGUGUGCCGGAACAGUAUUCGCCAAACCGAAGACAGGGGACGUGUUUCUCGUCACUCUGUGGACGUGGAAGCAGAAAAAGAGAUGUUGUACGUACCACAGCAAGAUAAAUCCGAGAGAGAACACGUAAAAGGAAAACGGAAUCUGCCCAAUCACAGGCUGUCAUGUACUUGGCGGGGCUCCUUUGGAAAAGCCAUUCUACACGAUCUCAUAUUGACCAGCGUGCCCUGUGGUAGUGAAGCACAAAGGACUAGCACUCGAAUACUGCGCACUGGACAGCGGAUAGGCCGAGAAAUAAUAAUGGGAAAUGUUCCACAUGGUGGAAAGUACUGAGGCAAGGAAACACAAACUGAGCAACACGUCCUCCGGUCCGACCAGAGCCGGGACAAACGACGUGGUCACGCUACCACUUAAAAAUGUCCACCCACGCGGUACAUUCCCAGGCCACACGGUUUACUCGAUCUCAAGAAACUGACGGUGUAUAUGCAGCUGAGUACUGACGGGAUACAGAAGAAAGCAAUGUUUAGCUUUUCGUAGCUUACAGAAGCAAAUAUGCAACCCCCAGAACUUGACAUUGUCACUCAGUUUCGGUGUCUGCUGUACCCAGGGGGUACAGCAAAAGGUACACCCGCGAAAUAAAAGGCACAAAUUAAGGGCUAUACAUGUUGUUGUUGAAUGCCAUGUCACGUUGAAUGGUGGGUCAAAGUGAAGUCAAAUGACUGGUUUUCAAGCUGAUAUCUAAUGAUGAGUUGUGAUGUUGAUGUCGAGUGAUGUGUUAUGACGUUGAUGUGAGGAGGUGAUUAAGGUCCAUCAUGGCGUGAUAUGACGUUGAAGUUGGUGUAUAAGGAUGGGCUAUGUUGCGUGAUGUUGAAGUUGAUGUUAAAUGAUGGCUUAUGAUGUUAAAGUCGAAGGAUUGGUUGUGAAGUGGAACUAAAAUGAUGAGUUUUGAAAUUGAUGUCGAGUGAUGCGUUAUGACUUUGAUGCGAUGUGAUGGUAUGUCAGUAAAGCCCACCAUGAUGUGAUGAUGAAUGAAUUUAUAGGAACGUGCCGACCUA